Molecule: messenger RNA, 658 nt
Organism: Pelmatolapia mariae (spotted tilapia)
Lineage: Eukaryota; Metazoa; Chordata; Actinopteri; Cichliformes; Cichlidae
Exons: 8
Coding region: 1-627 (208 amino acids)
Molecular function (GO): protein binding
Source: RefSeq, a predicted model, not a curated record
AUGGAGAAAACAGGAAGAGACCUUGAGUUCUUUCCCCAGCAGUUCACUGGAAAUUGCUGCGGCAUCUUUAUGCUGAUGCACCUCAUCGCCACUAUCUUUCACAGAGGCUUGGGACAGAGAUUCGCCUUCUGGACAGAAGAAGCAUCCCUUCUCCUCCAGGGAACUCUCCAGCCUGUCUUCAGGGUACCAAAGGCAACCUCCUCCAAGCCUUCACCAAGUCUAAUCAGACAGGCUGACGCUGACAGGUGCCCUAUACUGGAGUUACCAGCAUGUGUCCUCAUCGACAUAUUGGAAGAGGUUGUUCUACACGAAGGGGAUACAGCCAUCUUCAAACUGGCUCUGGUGUGCUCCAUGUUCAGAGACCUUGUGUCUACUGAAUAUUUCAGAAGACGGACACACUUCAAGUGGCUUCACAGCGUCUGCACAUGGAGCAGCUUCUCUGAAAAGUACAGAGAACAGUACUUCAACAUGUACACAAUUGAGAUCUGCCUUCAGUGUGGAGAUCCGUACAAACACUGCCCCCGAGGAUAUGUUGGCACAGGUAAAAGAGGACAACUACGGGCAUUUUAUUCGGAGGAGAUGCGCCCAGGCUACUGCAGCCACAUUUGCAUGCAACUGAACAACUAAUGUGUCUGCACUGUUCACAUGCACACACAGG